Messenger RNA from Staurois parvus, 427 nucleotides. The record is from the annotation of a GenBank genome assembly. Lineage: Eukaryota; Metazoa; Chordata; Amphibia; Anura; Ranidae.
GUCCACAGUCUCUGGUCAUCUCCUGUACCAUGUCCGCAGUCUCUGGUCAUCUCCUGUACCAUGUCCGCAGUCUCUGGUCAUCUCCUGUACCAUGUCCGCAGUCUCUCUGGUCAUCUCCUGUACCAUGUCCGCAGUCUCUGGUAAUCUCCUGUACCAUGUCCGCAGUCUCUGGUAAUCUCCUGUACCAUGUCCGCAGUCUCUGGUCAUCUCCUGUACCAUGUCUGCAGCCAAUAGUCAUCUCCUGUACUAUGUCCGCAGUCUCUGGUCAUCUCCUGUACUAUGUCUGCAGUCCAUUGGUUCCGAAUAUUUUUUUUCCUGUUUUCUGCCUCUAAAACAUAGGUGCGUCUUAUGGUCAGGUGCGUCUUAUGGAGCGAACAAUAUGGUAACUUUUGCACAAUAUUAUAAUUUUUCGAGUUUCACCUGUAUU